GGAGCUAGUCGGAGCGGUUGCAUGGCUACCUCGCGCGUGUUCGCGUGAUCGCAAAUCUUUUCCAUCUCUUUUGAAAAGGAUGAAAAGGUCGCGUCGAGGUAACAAUGAUUUUGCGAAUCGCGGACGGAAAUGAUCGCGGGAUCGCUGCUCGGCAUUGAUGAUCCAACGAGGGACACGUACCGAUCGCGUGUGAAAUUAAUUCCCGUGACUAAAUGACGCGGUUUUUCUCGUAAUCAAGUGUCACUUGUGCUGGUGUAAGUUAGUGACGAAGUGUAUAAAUUUUCAAUAAAGUAUGAAACGGGAAUGAUAAAAACAGUGAGUUAUUGCGCCGAUAGUGAAUCGCAAGAAAGGUGUGAAGAUCCAGUCCUUUCAAUUACGAUCCGAAAAAUUCAUCGCCAAAAUUUCGAGAUGCAAGAAAUUUUUUAGAAAAUUUGUAGGAAGACUUGCUAUACAACGACAUAUAUAAUCGUCUAAUUGUAUCAUUGCGGAUUUUAUCAUUCGCAAAUAUUCAAAAUACAAAUCGUCGGACUCCUCAAAGGAAUUAUUGUCUUCUUGAAGAGAGAGCAAUUAUUUACAAUGGCUGCUUAAAAUCGAUGAUCGUACGAAAAAAAAUUCAUCUAAAAGGGCACUUGAUACUCAUGAAAAGUUGAGACACGCAAUCAGCUUAAAAGUAAAGCGGCUUCGAUUUUAUCGGAGACUCGCUGCGAACGAGUAGUAAAUACUCGCUUUAGUCAGACAACGAAUAUCGAGAAUAUAAAAAAUAUUCUGCAGUUGUAGUUCUUUUUUUUUAAGGAUUGAGAUUGAUACGUAAUCCUGAUGUGAGAAUCUAAUCGUGUCUCUCGCUGUGUCUGUAGCUUUAGUCUCAAAUAAAGAAACCGACAGAAAAAGUAUAACAAAUUUUAUAAAAAAACAAAUUAGAUAUAAUGAAAUAAUGCACGCAAUUUAAGGACGAUCGACGGAAUCAGAUAACGUUUAUGGCACUAAUGUUCCAAGAAUAAGAAUCCCAAUGGUAUUAUGGGCAAGAUAAUCGCUUAUUUCAAGGUUACUCGCAAGUGGAACAACCAUUAGGGACUUCGUCGUGGAUGUCCCUCAGAGAAGCGUCUCUCUAACAUCGAGAUCGAUUUUCCUGCUAUAAAAAACGUAAGAACAUACUACUUCCCGUUUCCCGUUUAAAUAAUAACGUUGACAUUGCCCUAAUUAAAUACCCAAAUGGAUGAGACUACCCAGUGGAAGAAAAUUUUGCGUGACGAGAAAAGUGUCGAUUGUAAAAAUUUGUUAGUGCGUCAAUCUGUUAACAAUACAACAGUUUUUUAAUUUUAAAUCAUCACCAGCGAGGCCACGGUGUGAAGAAACGACAGGAACAAAUUUUAACGUCACUUCCGACCGGUAAUGGUGGCCCAGAAAUCCGGAUCAAUAGCGCAAUUUUUAAAUGGUCGUUUAAAACUGAACGCCCAUUCAACAGUUCGCGGUAAUGGGAUUACCAAUAUUUAAUUCUACCCUGUCCUACGUAGAGCACUCGCUCGCAACUACGACUAAUGAAGUUAACACGUGGUAAUUGCCCUAAGUGCAUCGGACAGAUCGGACACGUCUAACGAAAGAACGGCAAGGGGAGAGAGUCCGUGGCGCGUAAACACGGGAAGGAGACCUCUUCGCUAUUACGCUCUUCACUGUUGCUCUACGCUCUUCACGAUCUAUUGACGAAUGGCCGAUCACGCUAGCUUAAAUUCCGAUCCAAAAAAUGGAGCAACCCUCCCGCGAUUCAGCGGAACGGUGAAUCACGUGCCUCAAUGACUCACUCGCGUGACACACUUGGAACUUACUACGAAUCUUCAGUACACUUCUGUUGAAUUAUUAACGUUAAUCGAAAGUAAUUAACUUCCAAGAAGAAGGAAGGGAAGAAGGAGAGAGGAAGUAAUUAUGAAUUAUUCAUAGGCUUUAAAGAGUAAGCCGAUUGGUGAUCUUUGAAUGCUCUCCUCACUCGCCGAUUUUCAUCGCUGGAGAAAAUAAGAGAUUCAAAGCCUAAGAAUCAUCUCUCGCGUCUUUCAACGAAAUGGUAUGACGUAUCGUCGCGCGUGUUCGUGCCCAUAAGAGAAUGGUAGCUAUAGCGAAAUCAUCUAAUCGAUGGAAGUCGUGACACACACACCCGCACGUACACACGCACGCACUUGUCGACCGACUUUACGAACUUCUACUUUUCAAACGGAAAUAGUAUGCGAACGAAGAUUCGCAACGAAAUAUUUCGCCCGCGCACGUGUGCGGAUAGUAUUGCGAAAGUGAAAAUGGAGCUGUUGCGAGCGAUCGAUUCUUAGCGCGGAGCGAGUACGAUUCGUUGAUUUCUUGGAUUUAAUGUUUUUUUCUCUCUCUGUCUCUCCUUUUCGUGCGAAAUGGCGAUUAAACUUUUUACGGGGCUGCUAUAGCCGUUCGCUUUACGACUAAUGAAAUUGUCGACAUAAAGUCGCUUGUUUUUUUACGUCACAUGUUCCGAGAGGAAAUAGAUGUAAUAUGCACAAGUUUAUGGAAACGAAGUAUCAAACUCGGACAGAAAUAAUUUUCAAACGGUAAGAGAAUAAAGGUCAAAACUCCAAACGAGAAAGAGUGAAAUAAUUUUUCAAUAAGUUCGUGCUGGAAUUACCAAUCCCCUGGAUCACGUUUGUUUACGAAUACAUACAUAAAUGCAUUUAUAAUCGGCGUGGAAUGAGAAUCUGUGAGAUUUAUAUAUAAACUGGAUUUAAACUGGAAAAAUAUUCAACGGAAGAUUUCGAAAACAUAUAUAGGCAUUACAUAUAGGAUAGUAAAACAUCACGCGAUGGGCCGAAAGCAGAAGCGCCGCCUGAUACCGGAGCAGGACCGUAGGAUUUGCGGUAGCAUAUGCUUCUUCCAGUUCACCUUCGUCAUCAGUUGCGUGGCCUUGGUUUAUCUCAGUGUAGCGAUCUACGCGCCGUCGUAUAGAGCUUUCCACAUUGGCAUCGAGCCGGAGCCGGUGAUGUGCCAAACCGUUAAUGCCUCGAUGGUGAAUAAUUGCGGCUGGACGAGUUGCGGCGAAUGGUGUCUAACGAAGACGAGCGGCUUUUGUCAACAGUUUCACGCGACCGUGAGACGUAAUGGUACCGACGUGAUUUUCGAAAAUUGCACCAAGUUCGAUACGAUCGCGUGUCCUCAGGUGAACAUGGCGAGCAUGAAACGGUACAAUUGCAACAACGGCAGCGAGUGCAGCAUGUUGACGGGGGUGUUCAACUGCAGCCUCGGACAUUGCUCGAACAUGAGCGAACUGAUGCUCUGUCAUCACAAGGCCGACGGCAUUAUCAUCGACAGCGACAAGGAUAACAUGAAACUGAAUGGCUUCUUCAGCUGUCAACACUCCAGAUGUACGAAAAUCAAGAACGUCUUCACCUGCGACCGAUACUGCCCGAGCAUUACCACCAGCGACGUUAACGUGUAUCUAAUGCAGGAUGACAGUGUCAUAUCAGCCAGGUGCUCCCGUGGGAUGGCUCUGAACAAGGCGAACGGUAGCCUACCUGGUAUCAGAUUGGACGAGCCCGUUAAAAUCUGGGACGAGCAGAACGGCAGUAUCGUCGCGAGCUGCUUCGCCGUAACGAAGGACGGCAACGUCAUUAGCACGGAGGACUGCGUGAACGGCACGUUGCUGAGCAAGAUUCCCGUUCCCGAACCGUCCAUUAACUUCACGAGCUUCCUGAAAAUUUACGAGAAGAGCCUGCGGCAGCCGUUGGACCCUACGAACGUCUAUCUCCCGGCGCAGCAAUCUUUAACGAUCUACAAUAGUUCGCGAUUGUACAUUAAUCUCGAGCGUUGCGUCAACACCUUGAGGGGGGAGUGCAGACAAUUUCAACUCACUCAUGGUCGCGACGGCGACAAUCAGACCGCGCAGAGUCGAUAUCCCUGCUAUUACAACAAGAACGACUCGUUCUUCGUGGUUGCACGCUUCGAUCUGAAGAAGACGCGAAUGGAGCUGUUGAUCGCCGUUAUCGUGCCGGCCGCGCUCUUCACCGUCAGCGUGAUCACCCUGAUUAUCAUUUCUCGAUCGGUGCGGGUGGGAGACGACGCGAAGAUGCGAUGCAGAUACUGCGUCGACAAGCAGGAGACGAUCGAGAGCGAGGACGUAGGGCUCGUGGAGGCGACGACGUCCUCCGCGACACAAAGUCAGGCCAACGAGAACGAGAUCAGAAGUAUGACCCUUUAGCAGUACAAGCCGCUUGGCAUGGGCACUGCUCUGGGUUACGAGAGGCUGCCGUUGAUCGACAUGGACGAGGCCGAGGAUUCCUUCUAGAAGAAAACGCGAUAAUCCUAUCCUUUUAAAGGACUCACGCGCCAAAUAGAUCCAACAAGAAAAAUCUUGAGAAAGACAAAACUCUAAUGAUGAAAUCCGAACAGAUGGCAAAGUGGUGAGCAAAGUUAAAAUUAUCUCGAAUGGACAUUAACGUCGUCUUCCGAAAUGAGGUGUAAUCAUUGCAAUUUCUCUACCGUUACAAUAAUCAUUGUAACGCGUAAUGACGUGGACGUUACGAUGACGCGACUGAACUCGUUAAUUGUGCCCGAAUUAAAAAAAAUUCAAGUGAUCUCUGCCAAUGAAACUCAUCGAAAGUAACCCAUUCGGGUGGUCCAAGUUUAGUAUUAUCGGUAUACUCUCAAAUUAUAUAUCGAUAUACAUUAUAUAUCGGAUACAUUUGUAUGCUCACUGUUGCCUUCGAUGUAUCGCUUUACUUUGUUUUACUUUGUUUUACGCGCAAGACAAACGAAUUGACAUUGGUAUCACACACAAUCGUCGAUACACUAGUAUUAAGAUUUUGCCUCCAGAUAUAAUAUUUAGGAAACCAUCAUUAAAGGGCAUGUGUAAUAUACACUAUUGUCUACCGCCGUGUUUUAACGAACGGUAACAAUGGUGGCGUUAAUUAAACAACCGUCUCCGCGCAACGUGUAUACGAAUAAAGCGGAGAAAGACGGAGUAGUUCAUUAAUCAACGAAGACAAAUACACGGAAUAUGAUGACGGGAACGAAUGGACAUACGCUGAGGUAUUCGCAUUACAGUACUUCGCGAAAUGACAUUUUUUUUUCCUAUGAGAUAAUCGCGAUCUCUGCGCAAAACACGAUACGUGGAUAAGCUUAUUUCAAUGUAUACAACGUAUAUAGGGGUAACACGGCGACUUUAUCGCUCAUUUAAUAUUCGGUUAACAACGAACAUGCAUUUAUAUUUUUUCUACAUUCACUUAUUAUGCUACACUCGUAGUCAACUCCGUACUACUGUGAUUAGAUAUAUCUCUAGCGCCGCUGGUGAAAACACUUAAUGCGAUUCCCUACUUCUGAUACGCGAGCCCGAGUACUACGACUGCCUACGCGUAAAUUAUAGCUGUACAGUAUAUAUUGUAAUACUUGCGAUGCAUACGAGUAUCAGUACUUGCGAUGUAAAUAUAUAAAUAUACAAUAUAUAUAUAACAUGCUUUCAACGAGACAUUUAUAUAUUCGUGGUGAUCGAACAUUGCCUCAACUUUCGUGCCAGUUUCGUGUCAGCGUGUUUCAAGUCAAUCAAAAAUAUGAUCCGUCGUAUAAUAGAUAUUCGAGAAACUCGAUAUAAUUAACAAAUGUGUGUUAAUUAGAAAUACGAAUUUUUAUAAUAAAGAAGUUGGAGUAACGCAAUGCCAUGAAAUUAGUCUUUUGCUUUUAGUUAGUGGAUUAAUUUCACAUUUUCAAUAGUUUUUACUCUUACUAAAAUAAAGUAAUUAAUAAUCUUUCUAAGAUAAUAAUUAGCACAAAAAUUGACACAAUUUGAUUCGAUGAUCUGAUUUAUUAUUCUUAAUAGUAUUGGUUUUUUUUAUUGGGAGAAAAAAUAUUUUUUGUGACUUUUAACUAAAUUUUUGGAAGAAUUGAUAGAAAUACACUCGCGUAUUCAGCAACGUACAGGCUUUAAUAGGUAAUAAGUUAAUAUCAUCUCACGCAAGUAAAUACACAUAUGUAUUACUCAAGAAGAGUAGCUAGAAAUAAUCGGGCAGCAAGAAAAAAAAAGAGACUUUUCUGAUGUCACUGUAUUCUAUGUGCCUUCUUCCGCUUUCGAUGGAGCCAAUAAAAUGUACCUAUUAAUAACUGCGAGUACUCUAACCCGAGACACGAGGCUCGAAAGAAAACGCUUUCGCUCUCGGAAAUGAAUACGUCGCAAUUAUUCUGUUAUUUCUGUUCUGUUAUAAAAAUAGAGCAGUGCCGGUUUGUAUUAUAAACGUUUAAUCUCGUGUGUACUUCUUUCUAUCUAAAAAUCAUUGUAGAUUAAUCGUGUAGUCAUGAAAUCUAUGUGAUCAACGAACGAUAUUUUUAUCCGUUAAAAAUGGACAAAGAAAUAUCGAUGAAUGAAUGAUGGAAUAUAAAUAAUUAGCAGAAGAAUUCUCUCAAAACGAUUUUUAAAGAACACCGAUUAUAAUAAAAUAAGGGAACAAUGCAAGGACGAGAUUUAGAUGUUGGUAAAUAAAUAUACAAUUAUGCAAAUGGCGAACAAUUGUAUAUAUGAUUAAUUAUCCAUCCGAUUAGAGAGAGAGUUAAUCUUUGUAUGUAUAAUUAUUGCUGAUAGUCUAGUAUAUGUGUAUACAUAAAUGGUACAAUUUUGUGGUAUGCCUUUAUGAUGUGUAUGUGAAUGUGUCGAGUGUAAAAUAUCGUUUCAUUUUUUUUUUAAAUAAAGUUUCUUC
Molecule: messenger RNA, 6683 nt
Organism: Wasmannia auropunctata (little fire ant)
Lineage: Eukaryota; Metazoa; Arthropoda; Insecta; Hymenoptera; Formicidae
Gene: Teh4
Exons: 5
Coding region: 2807-4198 (463 amino acids)
Biological process (GO): regulation of sodium ion transport
Molecular function (GO): sodium channel regulator activity
Source: RefSeq, a predicted model, not a curated record